Molecule: messenger RNA, 1522 nt
Organism: Lytechinus variegatus (green sea urchin)
Lineage: Eukaryota; Metazoa; Echinodermata; Echinoidea; Temnopleuroida; Toxopneustidae
Exons: 3
Coding region: 72-455 (127 amino acids)
Source: RefSeq, a predicted model, not a curated record
UAGCUUUUACAGGCCUGAAUAAAACAAAGACGGUUGCCAUCUCUGUCAGUUUGACUGCUGUGGUCAUAGCCAUGGUCAUUGUCGGAAUCAUCGGGAUCUCCAGACGAAAGAAAUCCAGGGAACGUCCAGCGAAUGACCGGGCAGAUCAAGAAAUGACGACGCCAGGGUCACGCAAUCCUAUUUCUCAAGAUGACGACACGAUUUACUACGAAACGACGUUCUCUAACAUCUAUAGUUCGGUAGAUAAAGGUACCUACCCUCCUCAAGACACCCAUCAGCUUAUGAAGACUGAAGAUUCGAAUGGAAGACACAAAGACAAAACACUUGACAAUGCCACUAUCAACAACGGAAUUGGUACCGAUGGAGCUGCUGCGUCUGGAACAGGAGGCCAUGAAACAGAUGGAAUGAUCGAUAACAUCCUCUAUCAGCCGAUGGAUAGAAUCACUUCUGUUUAAUGAAAAAUCAUUUACCUUUCAUUUCAGUUAUUGUAUAACGUUUGAUAUAAAUGUAUUUGUUUUAUAUUGUUACAAUUUGUAAAGAUGAACUGAAUGGAUUCACGAAAUAUUGUGCUGAAAGAAAAUAAAAGUACGAGGAACGUUUCUUAGAAAUUAACAUGUGAUAUAGAUGUUCAACUAAUUAAAAUACUACUCCUCUGGUAAACAAAAUAAAAAAAUCCCAGACAAAACUAAAAAUAAUAAACACUUAAGAAAAAACAACGACUCACCUGCACAAUUAAAGGCGUGUAACCAAUACAUUCCCACUCACCAAAAGCCGUAUACACAUCACACACACCCGCGCACCCACUCACAGAAUUACAGAGAUAAUUAUUCUCACCCCUUUCUCUCUGUUCUUCUCUAUCAAUCUCACUCAAACGCCCUACACACACACCGAUACACAAACGCACAUGCACGCACUCAUACCUCUCCCCCUCUCUGUCUUCAUUCCCACCUCUCUUCCUCUCUCACUGCCCUGGUGGGUGUUUCAUAAGGCUGUUCGUAAGUUAAGAGCGACUCUAAGAACGACUGGUGAUCCUUUCUUGUUGCAAAUGUUAGCUUAAUUGGCGAUAGUUUAGCGCGUAAGAAAGGAUCACCAGUCGUUCUUAAAGUCGCUUUUAACUUACCAACAGCUUUAUGAAACGGCACCCCGCUCUCUUUCCACUCUGUCUCACACACACUGUCCACUUUCUCUCUCUCUCGAUUUACCUCUCUUACUUUAUUAUUUCUACUUCUCACUCUAUGCCAUAUUCACUCUUCCGCUCGCGUAACAUAGAAGCAAGUUCCCUGAGAAAAUCCACAGUCAUCUCAGAAAAAUGUUGAUUUGAAUCAAUAGAGAAAAAUCAGACAAUAUUUCAAUUUUUACAAAUUUGAGGAUUAGGAUCUCCUUGCCUGAAGCACAAAAUGUUAAAAUAAUGGAAUUCCACAAUGACGAGGAUAUAAAAAUAUUCCAUAUCUCAUAUAAUAAAAUACAGAAGAAAUAGUGAGAGAGUGAUGCCAUCAGUUCCUCAUUUGCAUACCGACCGAGA